AGGCAACCUCGGCAAUAAGAUAAUCACAAAACAAUAUUGUUCAAGGUGGCGUUUAAACUUGAUCGCCACUGGCUUACCUCAACCGGUUUAGUCCGUUGAGGACUUGGGUAUCUAGUCCGGCGCUCCAAACACCAUGCACUGUUGCAGCCUGUGUUUUAGGGCUCCUUUGACGGGUAGACCAUGUUAAAUUCCCCAGCCCAUAAAAUACCAAAAUUGUAUGUGCAUGGGAUUGUUCACAUCAACACUAGUGCACGCCUUUCCGGCAAGGGUUUGCUGUUUAGUGCUUUCUGGCUUUCUGUUUCGUCUGACCUUUUUCUAAACUUUAUUUUGGCGGAGUAUUUUUUCGUUUCCCUGUGUUGUGUCCAGGUCGAUGUGGAGCUGGCACGUCAGAUUGCUGGCUCCAAAGUUGAGGGAUGAGGAAAUGCAGAAGAAGCUCUGGUUGAAGGUGGCACAGCAUGUUAUCAGGAAGGAGAACGACAUUGCAAAGUAGUUACAACAGCUCUUUUUAACCAAGCCCGCAAGGAUCCACAAUAUUACAUAGACAUUUCGUCCAAGAGAAGACAGAUCAACGUAGAGAGUGUCGACAUAGUAAUGAACAAAGUCACUGAUGCAGUACUUUUAUAUUCGGGAAUUAACAGCUUUAAUGCAUUUACCAUAGAUGCACUUGUAUUUUUAAUUACACUGCACUUUGCAGAGCUAUGAAAUUCUUGAAAGAUUGCAGUAUCCUCAAGAUUGAAGAUAUUCUUCCCUUCUUUCCGGACUUUGCUACCAUUGAUCACUUCAAAGAUGCUAUCUGCACAUCUCUGAGUGAGUACAACGCCCACAUUGAGGAGUUGAAACAGGAGAUGCAAGGAGCAACUGAUAGUGCCAAGAACAUUAGAGCCGACAUUCAGGAGAUUAGGAACAAGUAUGUGAUGGUUAACUCAGACACUACAUGCGAGCUCUGUGGCUCCAGACUUCUCGUUCAAGGGUUCUACAUGUUCCCGUGUCACCAUGCCUUCCACAAAGAUUGCCUCAUUCCAGAGGUCAUGCGUCACAUGAGCAGUGAAGAAUGCUCAGAGCUGGAGAGACUGCUGAGCGAGGAGAGCUCUGGCAGCAGAGAGGGGGCAACAGCCAUGGCACGCAGCUCCACAAAGGCCAAAAUAGACAGUAUGCUGGGCUCCCAGUGCCUCUACUGUGGUGAUGUCAUGAUCAUGUCAGUCAGUCAACCACUUGUCCCACCAGAGAACCUUGAAAAAGAACUACUUAAUUGGAAAUGAGUGUUUGGAAAUUGAGUGUUUUGCAUGUGCCGAUUGCCAAUAGUUCCAUACUGGUUUGCAAGCACCAAAACGUGUUUUUGCAGCCUAUUUAUGGAUAUGAGACUAGCAAUGAUCAAAAUGGCACAUUUGAAUGGUUAUGUACUAUUAUAGGCAGAAGGAGGUUAUGCAGAACCAUUUUUGUGCCACUGUGUAUUAGAGGCACACGA
Geodia barretti is the source of this 1465-nucleotide messenger RNA. NCBI's taxonomy places the organism in Eukaryota, Metazoa, Porifera, Demospongiae, Tetractinellida, Geodiidae. The record is from the annotation of a GenBank genome assembly.